This is a messenger RNA of Paramuricea clavata, 1557 nucleotides long. NCBI's taxonomy places the organism in Eukaryota, Metazoa, Cnidaria, Anthozoa, Malacalcyonacea, Plexauridae. The record is from the annotation of a GenBank genome assembly.
UGUAAACAAACGUGAAAGAUGGCAUGACGCAAUGGCGUCCAAAUAUUUUGAAUCGUGGCUUCCUGCAGCUUUCGGUUUAUAUAUAGACAUAAUUUUUUUUCAACGAUAUUGCGUAUGUGUUUAUGAACAGCUUGUAAGGAGUGCUUUUGGUAGCGAAAAAUUGGAAUGUAUGGCUAUAUCAUGGUCAAGGUAUAGAAGUAUUAUGCCGAAAUACUAUUGGUCUUUUGUAGUUGCCUUUUCAAUGACUAUGUUUAUUGUUUUAUAUUAUUGUUUUAAUGAGGACGCGUUAACAGAUGACGCUUCGAAUAACAAAUUUAGUGUGUUUGGAAAUAUAGAAUUUGUCGACAGCCAAAUCUACAUAGCGUGGCAAAAUAUUCACACGAGAACGAAUUAACUACUUCAAAAUGUAACAAUUUAUAUGAAACAGCCUUGGAUAUGCUUUAUAACGGCGAGCAAGUCCCUUUACCGUUUGAAACUAACAGUACAAGAUGGACUUUUCAUAAAAGAGGCAAUCUCGAUUAUCUCAGGCCAAUAUAUAGGCGAUGGAGCAAGCCUCAGAGCAAUUUUAGCUCUAGGGAUUUUAGUGAUUAUGGUGAGACUAGAUCCAAGGAUAUAAAAGCUAAAAAGUACUUUGUUACAUUUGCAUGUAAUUGCUGCGAAAAGUCCAAAGUGAAAGCUACCAGAUCGGCUCGAGAUCCGGGCGGCUUUGACUUUGCAAUAGUUCACGGUAUAGACUCUCUUAGUAAAAAGUUCAGAUACACUCAUUCGGCCAUUUUAAGGCAGGACCGUGGUUGCGGUUAUUGGUUGUGGAAACCUUAUAUAAUUUUGAAGACUUUUGUUGAAAGUAUGUCGGAUAACGACCUGUUAAUGUAUCAGGAUGCGGGUGCACACCUAAUUGGAGAUGCAGGACCAUUACUAAAGCUGUCCCAAGAAUUAGACCCAGGGAUUGUUGUAUUCCACACCCGCUUUUUAGAAGACAUUUACACCAAACGAGAUGCAUUUGUACUUAUGGACAUGGAUGAUGCGAGGGUUUACGAAUCCUACCAGCGCCUCGCUUCGUUUGUGAUAUUGCGGAAAAAUUGCCAAUCGCUGCAGUUUGUAAUGGAAUGGCUGGCCUAUGCUUCCGAUCCUCGUAUCCUGACCAAUAUUGAUAACCAAAUGGGCAAGCCGAAUCUCCCCACUUUUAAGGAGAACAGGCAUGACCAGACGGUGCUGUCUUUGCUCUCCAAGAGAUGGCAACUAGAUGAGUUUAGAGACCCAAGUCAGUAUGGGAGUAUUGACCAGAAAUUAAUGUAUGCUCUUGGCCCAUACAGACAACUUAUUUUUCAUACCAGAGAUACAAGUUAGGUUCUGACACUUGCAUCAUUAGAUGUUUUUACCCUUUUUGAAGGCUAAAAUGAAAGCAUUCCGUUUACCUGGAAAAUAAUCUCGAUAGCAACCUCUCUAAGACUAUUGGUAUUAGGCAGGUUGGCAAGCUAAAUUUUGAAACCUAGAGUUUCCAAAACGACUUUUGCACUGUCCUAGAGAGCAGGAUUUAACAUGCAGAAACCAGAUACA